AUGAAUGAGAGGAAUGACUCUGGACCAUCUGUUAUCGACAAGGACACAAGUUCAAUGGAGCUAAGAGCCAAGGAUGAUGGUGUUGAUACUGCUGAUGAGCCUGAGGAGUCCAAUAAUUCUGACAAACCAGAAGAAGGAAACGAUGAGAUUGUGAAUCAGGAUAAUUUUGGUGACACUGAAAAUUUAGAAGAUAAAAUCGAGAACAAGGAAGAAGCACUUGCAGAUCCAGCUGGACUAACUCCUGAUGUGGGCAAUGGACAGAUUGAUGAUGACAUGGAGAUUGACGAAACAGAUGAGGUCGAAAAGGAAGAUGCAGAUCAGCAGGAAGAACCUAGUCCAGAAGAUCAAAUGCAUCCUGAAGAAGGUGAAUAUGACCAAGAAACACAAGAGCCUGCUGGGGAAACAAUGGAGGAUAGGGCUGAAGAUAUGUGUGAAUCCUCCCGAAAAGAAGAUCCUGGAGUUGAUCUUGAACAGAAAUCUGAAACGGAACCAAUAGAAGGAAAAGAAACUAUGUCAGAAGAUGUGAAGCCAAACUUCUGUAAUGAUAAUAUUUCUGGCGUGGAUUCCGGUUCACAAAAUCCUCAUGGAUCUAAUGGGAUGGGGGCAGGAAGUACAGCACCACAAGAAAAUUUGUCAGCUACUAAUGUUUCGGACGAACUCACGGAUUCAAUGGAUCAGCCUUUAGGUAGUAACACUGAGAUGAACCUCACGAUGACUAGCUUGGCCAGUGGUGAGACAUUGACAGACAAAAUAACGAAGAUGGACCAGUCAUCUACAUCUCAACAAACCAAGGUGAAUCCUUAUAGGAACGUUGGUGAUGCAUUGAAGGAGUGGAAAGAAAGAGUUAGAGUCUCCUCAGACCUUGGAGAAAAGCAAGAGGCUGAAAAUGAGAUGGAAGACCCUGAUGCUGGUGAAUAUGGAUAUGCUUCUAAGUUUGAUGCAGGAGCUUCCCAAGCUCUAGGACCUGCGUUGCCUGAGCAAGUGAACACAAAUAUGAGAGAGGGGGAAUCUGAGGAAGAAAGACUCGCAGGUAAUCAAGAUGAAGCCUCCCCGAUGGAUGUUGAUGAUGUGAAUCCCGAAAACAAACCUGCUGUUCAGUCCAAACCGUCGAUCAGGAAUAGCAUCUGA
This is a messenger RNA of Arabis nemorensis, 1128 nucleotides long. NCBI's taxonomy places the organism in Eukaryota, Viridiplantae, Streptophyta, Magnoliopsida, Brassicales, Brassicaceae. The record is from the annotation of a GenBank genome assembly.